UGACUUUUCGAGCAUAGGGGGUUUUUUUUUCUUAGAUAUAUAAUGAGUCUCAAGAUUCACCUCGUCCUCACUCAGCAUGUGCUACGCUUCAUUAUACUGCACUACAAUCUGCCAAAGUACCUCAAUUGCUCUGCCUCUACAAUUUCAAGAGUAACUACUGCAUCUUCCUUAUUGCAGCAUGACGACUGCUGGAACAGGGCACGAAGUUUCGCAUGAAGUGGAAGAACAGAAGUCAAUCAACCCAGCCGAUCUCGACGAAGAGACGACCACCCCCAAUUCUUCCGGCUUUGGAGAAGCGCCAGAUGGAGGCCUUCGAGCAUGGCUUGUUGCGGCUGGGGCAGCCUGCAUAUUCUUCUCCUGUCUGGGCUUCUCCAAUGCGUUCGGAGUGUUUCAAGAAUACUACAUCACACACCAGCUUCACGAGGAAUCCCCAGAUAGGAUUGCAUGGAUAGGAUCCCUCUCGGUCUUUAUUCAGUUCGCUGCAGGCUCCAUUGGAGGACCAUUAUUUGAUCGGCUUGGAGCAUGGGUCAUCCGGCCAGCUGCGGUCCUCUACAUCUUUGCCUUGAUGAUGACAAGCCUAAGUACUGAAUACUGGCAUUUCAUGCUCACUCAAGGUAUUCUGAUGGGAAUAGUGAUGGCAUUCCUCCAGUUCCCGGCGUUUGCGGCUGUGUCGCAGUACUUCGACAAAAGACGGGCAGCUGCCUUAGGUAUUGUUGUAUCUGGAUCGUCUAUUGGGGGCGUUGUCAUCCCAAUUGCUUUAGCAAAGAUGCUGAAUAGUUCUUCGUUAGGGUUUGGCUGGUCGGUGAGAGUCAUCGGGUUCCUUAUUACGCCCCUCAUGGCUUUCGCAUGUGUGGUCAUCAACGCCCGCUUACCACCACGGCAAACCCACUUCUUCAUUAGCGCGCCCUUCAAGGAAGCAAGAUAUGUUCUCUUGAUAGUCUCGUUGUUCUUCAUGUUCCUCGGCAUGUUCGCCCCCUUGUUCUUCAUCCCAACAUACGCGGUCACGAGAGGCAUGAACGCAACACUGGCCUCGUAUCUGCUAGCGAUUCUCAACGCCGCUUCUACGUUGGGCCGUAUUAUUCCUGGCAUACUGGCGGAUAAAUACGGACCAUUGAACAUCUUCGCAGUUGCGGGUGUCAUCACCGGCGUAGUCAUACUGUGCAUGGACUGGGUGGAAACCACUGCGGCGUUUGUCAUAUAUUCGAUUGUAGUUGGGUUCUUUUCGGGAACAAUCAUCUCCGGAGCUUCCGCAGCCUUUUCUCGUUGCGCAGUAGACCCCCGAGACCUAGGAACCUACAUGGGAAUGGGAAUGGCUGUGGCGUCUCUUGCAGCGUUGAUUGGCCCUCCUGUGAAUGGUGUGCUUGUCCACAGAUAUGGCGGAUUUUUACAAGUAUCCAUUUUUAGCGGCAUCAUGUGUUUGGUCGGGGGAUUUGCUGCACUUGUGAGCAAGAUGGCCACCCCCCAAGGAAUUUUAGGGAAGAUCUAAGGCUUUGUUCCUGUCUCUCUUGCGCGGGAUUGUGCCUAUAAGACUCCACUCCUGGUCAUUCCUUUAUUUUUGUUGGGGAUAUUAAAC
Lindgomyces ingoldianus is the source of this 1573-nucleotide messenger RNA. Its product is annotated as monocarboxylate permease-like protein. The record is from RefSeq and is a predicted model, not a curated record. Gene Ontology annotation, cellular component: fungal-type vacuole membrane. Gene Ontology annotation, biological process: transmembrane transport. The coding region runs from base 179 to 1486 and encodes 435 amino acids. Lineage: Eukaryota; Fungi; Ascomycota; Dothideomycetes; Pleosporales; Lindgomycetaceae. Gene Ontology annotation, molecular function: transmembrane transporter activity. The transcript has 2 exons.